This is a messenger RNA of Dicentrarchus labrax (European seabass), 2620 nucleotides long. RefSeq lists its product as uncharacterized. Bases 548 to 1933 code for a protein of 461 amino acids. The record is from RefSeq and is a predicted model, not a curated record. NCBI's taxonomy places the organism in Eukaryota, Metazoa, Chordata, Actinopteri, Moronidae. The transcript has 4 exons.
AACAAUGCAUUAACAAACAGCAACCUACAAAUCCUACUCAUUCUGCCUUUAAAGGUGGCCUAUGUAAUUCUGCAGACAUCCAAUACUGUGACAAUAUGAGAAAUAUAUGCUGAUUUAAUUAAAUAUAUCAAUAUUUGGUUGGAAAUUACCCCAAAUGAAGAUAUUUGAACUCAAAAACAUUAUAUCAUAGUGGCACUCCAGUAAUGCUUUGAAUAUAAAUAUCAAAAUAUAGGUGAAAUUACCCACAAUGCCCUUUUUUAAGCAUUUAAUCAGCUAACAGAGUGCCCCCAUCAGUUAGGGCUAUGUUACAACACAAAUGAUGAGGUCUAUAUUCAACUUCCUACAUCAAACAACAGAAUGUUUUUCGGGUGUUCCUCCCUCAAUAUAAUUUAUUGUUCAUAUAAGGUCAUUAAGCCACUCUGAGGGUUUGGCCACAGUCAGACUCUCCCCUGUAAAAAAUGUCACUCUCUUCUUACCACAUUCACCACGACAACGCCUUACACCGAGAAGGAAACAGAGACGGUCAACAGGAUUUGUCUCCCCACCAAUGCAGAUGGCGGGCCUGUGCUGGAUGGCUGUAGCGCUGGUCUUGUCGCUGUCUGCUGGAAACAGUUGGGCUGUGGUGGACCAGAACAAACUUGCAAGAAUUGUCAUUGAUAUUGUGAGCAAGUAUAGACCACACUACGAGGUCAACGGUAAAAGAAGAUCACCCAUGUUCAGCCUGGCUCUAAGCGUUCCAUACAACAAAAGAAGCAAAAAGUAUGAUAUCAGUCAAGUCUUUAACACCGACUCUGAAGACGCUGUUAAAACUGACAUUCAAAAAUGUAAAGUGUACGCUGGCAGGAGAGUGGUUGCAGCCACUGUUUUGAAAUGGCCUGAUGUUGUGAAAUGGUGUCCUGAUGAACCUGUGCAAUGGCAGGAUGUUCUGAUGAAAUGUAAUCAAGAGUCUAUGACAUGGGCUGAGCUGAAGAAGAUGCGUCAGGAUAGUAAAACUGAGAAAGAGUGCCGUGAAUCGGUUUGGAAUCGUAGAGCUGAUCAUGCAGAGUACCGUACUCUGCAGCACUUCAACAACUUGGUCAACAAUCAUAACGAAAAUGAUUUGUUGCUUUUCUACGUUCUUGCUUCUCCAUGUCAUGACAAAUGUGCAGCUGAGGGAGUAUCAGGGAAUAUUCUUGAAAGCAUUCAAGAGAUUAAGAAGUGGAAUAAUUAUGCUCUUGUGUUUACGGAUGUGUUCCAGCCCCCUGGUGAAUCGGUACUUGAGGAGAACCGUAAAGCCCUCGAGCGGCUUGGGCAAUCAGUUGGUCUGAGCAACAUAUUUCGUUGCAAUAUAAAUACACCUGAGUGCACAAGCUGCUCUGUUGAAAAUCAAGUUGCCCGAUAUUGUUUUGCAGAUGAGCCUGGUCCCAGCAACAACUUGCCAUCCACUUCACAAAGCAACAAUAUUAAUCCAAGCACAGGGGUGUCCACAAAUGUUGACAGUAAUACAGGAGGAGGUCAGGGUGGCAGCGGCAGUGGAGGGGGCAAGGGCCACCGAAGGCGUCGCAAGGGCAAGAAAGGGAAAAAUAUUAAUCAAGGUGUCCGUAAUACAGAUGUUGACAGUAGUACAGGAGGUCAGGCUGAUCUUAGUAGACACAAAGCCAGAAAAGUGGGUGGACGCAGAGUAGGAAGAAAACAGGGAGGUGGAGGGAACAAGCAGAAGAGUAAGAAGAAAACACAGACAAACAAAAGGAAGAAAGCGCAGAGCAGAGGGACAACACAAUGGAGCCAGGGGGUAGAGGAAAGGACUAAAAAGCAAAGUCAGAAGAGGCAGAAGAGUAAGCAACCAAAGAGAAGGGAGAACAGGCCCAGGGGUGCAGAAAUGCGGAGGAUUAAUCAACCGCGGAAGACAAGAAAGGACAGCAGAGUUAGCAGGAGGAGAGGAUACGAAGAAUGAGCUUCAAAUCUAUGUAUACAUUAAACUGCCAUAAGUCUUUACCAGAGAGUUUCCAGAGAGGGGACAUGAAAUGUACAUAAAAUCUAAUUGGCCACCCCAAGUGCCACCCCAUUCUCCUUACCUCUUCCACUCUGCUUUAAGAGAAUAUAGCAGGCUCUGUUUUAUAGCUUGAUUGAAGAUAUUAGUAUCAUAUGAAACUAGAUGACCUACCGCAUCCACUGCUAUCAACAUGACAUGCUAGCAUCUUGGGCAGGGUGGCAAAUAAUGCUCCAAAGUUUUAAGCGAUGGAAAACCUGGCCAUCGGAUCUCAAGAUAUCUUAAUGAAAAUUCUUUCUAUGGGUACCCACAAUAUUGUAUUUGAAUAUGUCUACAUACUGGGAUCCAUAAACAGUAUUGGAAUUGCAUAAAUUGGGAAUGACUGAAAAACUGAGACACAUAUUUCAUGCCACCCCUGCAUAAGUCAGUGCCUCUCACCCCAGUUUCUUUAUAUGCCUCAUAGUGCCACAUUAGUAGUACAGAAACUAUAUUUCCCAAGAGGUGGAGCUUCUGCCACCAGGGUGAACACAGGUGUUACGCAUACUGCCAAUGAUUAGGACUAAAAUUCAUACAGUACUCGUGUCAUUGUCUACUUCUGUAAAUCCUCUGAUUAUUUUUGUUCUUUGUGAUUAAAGCUUGGCUCAGCAUCCA